UGGUAAUUUGCCGGGAUGUUUCUCCGUAGAGCUGUGAUCGCCGCCGGGGGUUCUGCUGUCGCUCUUUUUGCCGCCGUGUCUGUGGGGAAGAGCGGGGAUGACUUGGUGUCUCUCUGGCCCCAUGUGCACCCUGGACGCUGGGAUAGGAACUGGGAUUAGUGAGUACCUGCUGGGAGAAUUAAAGCAUCCUGUGAUGGGAUGUCCUGUACCGGGGCUGGAAUAUCCGUACUGAGCGCUAUAGAGCAGACACUGGGAUCCUCUGCAGUCUGGGCCCAGGAGCUGACAAUCUAACAGGAAGCUGCCAUUAGUAUAGGGAGCUGAGAGCAUUCUGCUUCAAAUCCAGGGGCUAUCCGCAGAAUUUAAUUAUCCUGAGUCCUAGGGGUGUGGGGUUUUUUUUUUUUUUUUUUUUUCUUUGAGACGACAAAAGUAGUAUUGUGUUAAUUGAUGGUGAGAAAAAGUUGACAAAUGGUGCCACCUCCAGUUACAAAUACAUCAUUACAUAGUCAAAUAGGACUUACUAACUUUUGUUUCUGUGUGGGAUAUACUUGCUCUCGCAGUCUGUACAGAGCAAGCAUGCAGCGAUGAAUAAUGACCCACUGCUCAUUUCUGCCAUAUUUCCUUGGGUCUUAUGUAUUUUUGUUUGGUCUCAAAUCUCUCAAGUGAAAACUCAUACUUUCCUCUAACACGUUCUACCUUUUUUGUUUGGUUUACAGAAUUAACACUAACAAGCCUGGUGUCUUUGUUCUGGGAUGGAUACUCUGGUGGCAACAUACAAUCUGUGUGCAGUGUCAUACUGACGUGCUGCGUGCACACAUAGUCCUUGCACUAUGACUAUCAUGGGAUAAAGUCAGGCUUUUUGAGAAGUAGCAUCCAUCUGGCUGGUCUCUUGUCUGGUUCAAGAUAACUUGCAACAUAUGAAAUCUUGUGCACUUAUUGCAGCCACUUCAAAUCUAUAUUUUUUUUAUUUUUUUUGGGUGUAUAUUAUCUUGUUUCAAACAGCCGUUCUAGCCUUGACUAUCCCCAUUAGUCGCUUUAAUCUCAGUGAAAUUGUCAUUUUUAACCCUGCAGUGUUAUUUAUAUCCACCUUGUUGCUCUCAAUGGAAGACCAGAAAAAGGUAAGUAUUUACCGGGAUACUGUCAGGGGUAGGCAACCUUUGGCACCCCAAAUGUUGUGGACUAUAUCACCCAUAGUGCUGGCAAAGCAUCAUGGGAGGUGUAGUCCAAAACAUCUGAAGUGCCGAAGGUUGCCUAUGCCUGCUGUUGAUCAAUGUUUUCUUGGCAUUAGAACUCCCUAUACUGCCUCCUUUUUCCCAUAAUGCAGAGGGGAUUUAAAAAAAAAAAAAAAAUUGCUUAACUGAUUCCAGUGCUGAUUCAGGGCCCUCUUCUGCGCAUUAGGGGACCAUUGCCGCAGUUCAUUAAACUGCAAUAAUCACCACUGUUAAGGGAUACCCAGACCACUUUAAUAAGCUGAAGUGGUCUGGGUGCCUAGUGUCCCUUGAAGUGUUAAAAGGACACUCCAGACCCAAAACUCUGUUUAGCUUGCUGAAAUUCUUUGUGUAGUGUCCAUUCAUCUUACAAAGAACAGAUUUCAAUAAAAACCUUUAUAAACUAACAUUGUUAUGCCCAAUGGCUUUCAAGCAGAUAGUCUUGAUACUUAUUGGUUUAUUUAGCUCAAGCGGUCUUGCAUUGCAUAUACACGCAAUGAGAAAAUGCAUAAUUUUUUAUUUAGGGCAUAUCUACUAAACAGUGACUUUGCUCUUGUUCAGUGACAUGUCCUUUUUAAGAACAAAAGUAUUUGUUAAUUUUGGUGUGUAUAUGUAAAAGCUGUGCUGUUUGUACAGGUGACAAAUAUAGGUCAUAAACAUAUGAAAAUACAUUUCCACAGAUCUGCCUUAUGAUUUUCUUACUGAACUCUUUAAAUGUCUAUUCUCCCCACCCCAAAACAGCCGUGAACCAAUGUCUCUAAUUAAUUUGAAUGAUCUGAAAGGGUGCACAGAAAAAGACCGUGAGGACAAGCUGACAAAAUGUGAUGCUAAAGUCAGUCGACACAUCUACCUGAUCAGACAUGGUCAGUACAACGAUGCUGACUGUGAAUCUGAAAGGACCCUAACUGGCAAGGGUGAGACUUUGUAGUAUUAAGUGACUGUCUGUCUGAAACAUCUACAUUGACUUUCUUAAUUGUCCCUUUAAACAAAGCUGUGCUCCUUUUUGUAACAUUUUGAAUGUUUUUUUUUUUUUUCCAUCUAAUCCGCUUCAGCUGAUGAAACCAGCUGGCAAGUGAUUUCCUUGAUCCCAUGGUUUUUUUUUUUUUUUUUGUGAUAAAGAACCUUUCCACAACCAAAAAAACUUUAAGGGUGAGGCGUAUUCUAGUUUAACACUACUUUACAAAAGUGCUGAUUUCUAUGAGAAAUUGGUCCUUUAAUGCUUUUACUAGGGGAAAAUCAUCCUGGCAGCCAGCCAGUGAGGUUUGCAUCCUUUCUGUUACUUCCACUGACUUAACAGAAGUGGCAGGCAUGCUCUACUUAAAGGACCACUAUAGGCACCCAGAUCACUUCAACUCAAUGAAGUGGUCUGGGUGCCAGGUCCAUCUAGGAUUAACCCUUUCUGCUGUAAACAUAGCAAUUUCAAAGAAACUGCUAUGUUUACCUAUGGGUUAAUCCAGCCUCUAGUGGCUCUCAUUGACAGCUGCUAGAGGCACUUCUGCGCUUCGCACUGAUCUUCAGUGAGAAGACGCCAGCGUCCAUAGGAAAGCUUUGAGAAGUGCUUGUGCUGCACAUUCAGCCGAUGACUGGGAAAGGAGGUGGAGUCCCCACUGCUGAGGCGCCCAGGUGGAGAAAAGGUAGGUGUUUAACCCCUUUCUCACCCUACAGCCCGGUGGGAGGAGUGACCUCAGGGUGGGUGGGCCUAGAGACACUAUAGUAGGGAAAACACUUGUUUUCCUGGCACUAUAGUGGUCCUUUAAGUGUGCCUGUCUCCCUCCACAGACCUCAAACCAGACAUGCACAUUCAAUGGUGUGCAUGUACAAAUCAAAGUGCACAUGGGCACCAACUCUCAGGCUUCUCAAUGAGAAGCCUCUAAUUCUUCUCAUGUAAAGAGGCUGACAGGGGGAAGAGGAGCACUUGCUAAGGAUACAGUUCAUAAGAUCUGGGGGUGGAUUUAGCAGAACUUCAUUUCCCACUAUUGCAGCCUUCAUUUUGACUCUAUGCUGCAUUGUUUAAGACCAGUGCUUCUACUGCAGUGUGAAGAGACCAUACCUGACAGCUUUCCCUCAGCUCCAAGCCUUGACUACAUUCUCCCCUGCAGUCUCUAAUAAGCCUACCUGGCCCCAUGCAUUGAGUUCCUCACUCCACUGCAGUGUUAUCCAGGCAGGAAGUUAAUACACUACUCCUGAGGCAGGACUUCUAGUAGUGACCUCAAAUAGUAAAGUAUCAGUUUAGUUCAGUUCAAUUUCUAUAUGCAAUGUCUUUUAGCACUGCAGACUACACUUCCUUGAGAAAUAGUGUAGCAGAACUAGUUACUGGUGAGGCAUAAGGGCCCUAAAGCAUACAAAGAUAGAGGGGAUUUAAAAAUAAAUCUAGUCACUAUGUGACAACAAAUAGUAACCUGAAUAUAUUGAUAGAAUAGAGUUCACUUUAGGAAGAUUUGAAGCACUGGUGACUUGUAGGAACUCUAAAAGGCAAAUGUUUGCUUUAAAAUGCAUCAUUUUUAUAUGCCUACCUAAAUCUAGUGUCUGUAGGCUGCAGUGUCCCUUUAACUACAUUCUGUUCUUCCCCCUUCUUUAGGACGUGAACAGGCAGACUUGACUGGACAGCGUCUGGCAACUCUUGCAAAUGAAGGGAUUAACUUUAAUGGCAUUGUUUAUUCAUCUCUGACCAGAUCCACAGAAACUGCUGAUAUCAUCAGCCGUCGCUUACCAGGUGAGGUGUGCAGGGAAUAAUGGUUCUACAAGAAAUGAUCUUGUGAAUAGACCAUUUAAUUAUGUUCAAGGUAAAGCAGAACCAAAAUGUUAUCUGUACAUGUUCUCGUCUCAGAGCCAAACGACACUUGCAUGAUCUGCAUCUCUGAUGGCAGCAAUCAGGCUUGUUCACUAAAUUGCAAAUCAGGCUGUGUGGCUUCUACCAAACUAGAGCAGUCCCUGUUCUGUGAUUGAAUCUGUGGUAGGGGAUAAAGUGCUUAUCCUAUAAUCCCCCAUUUUAGCAGGUGUUCGAUAUAAAAUCAGUCCCUGUAGACCAGAAUGUAAUUCUUCUGAUACCAGCAUACCCUCCCAUGUGGUCACUCGUUUGUAGCUGUUACUAAGGGAGACUUGGUAGAGCAUAGUUUAAAAACAAAAACAUGACUAAUUGUCAGGGGUGAUGGUAUCCCUAGAUAUAGGGUCUAGACGAACACUAAAAGGUCACUCCAGUAAUACUGACUGCACCUUCAUAACUUUUCAUUUUUAUCUUUUUUUCAAAGACUUCUAAAAUCCCAAAGUGCCAUACUUGUCUGUCUUGUAUUAAAAUAAUGAAUUAAUCAAAAACUCUAAAAUCACAUCUAGCAUGGUUUGUAUGAUUGUAUACUUCAAUUUAUGCUAUUUACAAAGCUGAAAUGUGAUACCAAUUCUAGUCUUAGUGAGUUCUCUCCUCUAUCCAACUACAUUGUAGUAACCCAGUGUUCCCUUCUAUAGGUAUUAAAAUGUGUAGCUCUAACUUGCUUCAUGAAGGAGCUCCAACCCGGCCAGUACCUCCAGAAUCCAGGUGGCGACCAGAUCUUGAUGUAAGAUGGCUACCUGAAACAAUAUAAUGGGUUUCUGGGUUUUAAUGUUCCUUUUAGCAUAUGGUUCUCCAUUUCAGUAUUUUAAAGAUGGCCCACGCAUUGAAGCUGCGUUCAGGAAGUACAUCCACCGUGCGGAUCCAGAGCAAACCAAAGACAGUUAUGAGAUUAUAGUCUGCCAUGAUAAUGUCAUCCGCUACUUUGUAUGCAGGUAAAUGCUAUUUAGUUACUGCCACCAACUAAUAUCAUUCUUCUCAGCAGAUGGGCUGGUUCUACUAAGGCUGACUUUGACUGUUGUAUUUACAACUUCUGUUGUAUUUACAACUACAAGUAUUGGCAUUUAAGGGUAAAGAUCACUAGAACAAAUUUUUUAUUUGUGUAGACAGGCAACUAUCUAAUCAUAAAUUAACCAAUUACCCAGGAUUCUUGAUUGAUAACUUAGAUGCACAAUAACAAGUGUGUAAAUUCAUAACCUUUUUCUUGACCUGUAGAGCACGAAUCUCUCACCUCUUGUAUAAUUCCAAUGUAUACCUUCACAGGGCACUGCAAUUGCCACCUGACGGUUGGCUUAGGAUGUCUCUGUACCAUGGAAGCAUUACCAAGAUGGUGGUCUAUUCCAAUGGGGAUGUGUCGUUGAUUACACUUGGUGAUGCUGGAUAUAUGCCCCCGGGGAAACUUUCUGGUGCAUAGCUGGACUUCGCUUGGAGACAUCUUCUGUGUUGGACUUGUUUUGACUAUACCUACUGGUGUGACAAGCAGGACAUGUUACAGAAUCAUUGAAACCUUUUCCAGCCUUAUUCUAAUUAUUGCACCAAUAGGGGUGAUUGCACACUUGGUUUCAUAGACCAGAACACUUGAGGCCUUGUCAGUGGAAAGUUUGCUCUCUCGUAUUUGGAGUUGGUGCAAUAAUCUGACAAAACUGUAGCAGGGAUGCUGGGACAUGUUUACUCAGUGGUGUUUUGCACAGAAAAC
Molecule: messenger RNA, 5722 nt
Organism: Pelobates cultripes (western spadefoot toad)
Lineage: Eukaryota; Metazoa; Chordata; Amphibia; Anura; Pelobatidae
Source: the annotation of a GenBank genome assembly